Messenger RNA from Gossypium raimondii (Peruvian cotton), 1931 nucleotides. Its product is annotated as MLO-like protein 1. The transcript has 14 exons. The record is from RefSeq and is a predicted model, not a curated record. NCBI's taxonomy places the organism in Eukaryota, Viridiplantae, Streptophyta, Magnoliopsida, Malvales, Malvaceae. Gene Ontology annotation, biological process: defense response. Gene Ontology annotation, cellular component: membrane. Bases 220 to 1713 code for a protein of 497 amino acids.
UAUACGCGUAAUACGCGUUUGAACGUGCAUUGCACCAACUCCAUUCCAAAGCUACUAAAGCUUUAAUACAAAUUUAUGGCAAUUUAACAACUCAUCAUAAUCUCCAUUCACUUGAAUUUCAGCUCUAAUCAUUCUCUUUCCUUUUAUUACUAUUAUUAUUGUCUUCACGUUCCAUUUACAUACAAAAACAACACAGAAGGGAAGAAAAACAAAAACUGAAUGGUGGUGGGAAAUAUGUCUGAAGGAGGAACAACCAUAGAAUACACCCCGACAUGGGUGGUGGCUGUUGUCUGCUCUGUCAUUGUCUUCAUUUCCCUUGUUGCUGAAAGAAUCCUCCAUUUCUUUGGCAAGUAUUUGAAGAAAAAGAAUCAGAAACCUCUCUUUGAGGCCUUGCAGAAGAUCAAAGAAGAGUUGAUGUUGCUGGGAUUCAUAUCGUUGCUACUAACAGUGUUUCAAGACAGGAUUGCCAAAAUCUGUAUAUCAAAGGAUUUGGCUCAUCAAUGGUUGCCUUGUAAGGAAAAGAAAGAAGUAACCAUAGAACACUUUCAGACCCUUUUCUCCUCUUUUCUUCCCAAUGGUAAUGGCCGUCGUCUUCUCGCUGAGCCUGCCGAUUCCACUGCCUACUGUACUACUAAGGGGAAAGUUCCAUUGUUAUCCACUACGGCAUUGCAUCAUCUACAUAUAUUCAUCUUCGUGCUAGCUGUUGUACAUGUGACUUUCAGUGCUCUAACCAUUGUUUUUGGGAGCACAAAGAUCCAUCAAUGGAAAAAUUGGGAAGAUUAUGCUAAGGAUAUGGAAGAUGAUCCUGAGGGAGUUGUGAAAACAAAGAUCACUCAGGUCCAAGAACAUGAUUUUAUCAAGGGUCGGUUCUUGGGUAUUGGAAAGAAUUCUGAGAUCCAGGGAUGGGUGUAUUCUUUUUUCAAGCAAUUUUAUGGAUCUGUGACCAAGUCAGAUUAUAUCACAUUAAGACUAGGCUUCAUCAUGACUCAUUGCAGGGGAAAUCCAAAGUUUAACUUUCACAACUACAUGAUGCGUGCUCUCGAAGCCGAUUUUAAGAAAGUUGUUGGGAUAAGUUGGUAUCUUUGGGCAUUUGUAGCCAUUUUCCUCUUGCUGAAUUUUGUUGGUUGGCACACGUAUUUUUGGAUAGCAUUCAUUCCCUUCAUUCUUUUACUUGCUGUUGGCACCAAGUUGGAACAUAUAAUCACACAAUUAGCUCAAGAGGUAGCUGAGAGACACAUGGUGGUAACAGGUGAAUUGGUGGUUCAACCUUCAGAUAACCAUUUCUGGUUCAACAGGCCGCGCCUUGUCCUCCGCCUCAUUCACAUCAUCCUCUUCCAAAAUUCAUUCGAAAUGGCCUUCUUCGCCUGGAUAUGGGUGCAGUAUGGUUUCAACUCAUGCAUGAUGGGGCAAGUUCGUUUUAUUAUACCCAGACUAGUUAUUGGGGUUUUUGUUCAGUUCGUCUGCAGUUAUAGUACCCUGCCACUAUAUGCAUUUGUCACACAGAUGGGAAGUUCGUACAAGAAGGCGAUAUUUGAGGAACAUAUUCAGGAAGGGCUGGUUGGAUGGGCUCGGAAGGCAAGAAAGAAGAAUAAGGGCAGUGGUUUGAAAAGGCCGUCGAAUGAAAGUAGCCAAGUUGGUCCAAAAGAGGAGUCACCAUUGGUAUUUGAGAUGGAUAAGGUUAAUGGAAAGGAGUCUUCUUCAUCUGCGGUAUGAGUAUAUAACUACGGAUAUUUGAGUCUAAAUAAAUGUGUAGAUUUGGUGUUGGGCAAUACUAACGUUAUUAGUCUCAAGCAUUUAGAUAGAGGGGGGUUUUUUUUUUGUUUCCAUAAUGGUACAAAGAAUACAUUAGCCUAUACAUUGAAUUCAAUCACUUAUUCUUAGGCUCUGUUAUCCAUUGAUAUUGAAAAAUGCUUCAAAUUCAAUUCCAACAA